GAACGGGAGAUACUAUUCAAGUACUGUUUGGACGAAUACGUGACGGUUCGCCGAUCGGCUGUUGUCCGCAAUUUCAUCGAAGCCCUGACUCGCGGCCGACCCUCGGCUAACACGACGGCCAUUGAAAGCCAUUCAAACGAUGUGAUCCGAUAUGUGGGCGAUAUGUUUGCAUUCCUUCAUCAGUCCAUCGCUAAUGAGAGGGAAAUGAUUGACAAUUUGCUAAAGUUGUGCGACAAACAGAAGUUGUCGACCACUGGUUUGGCCAACACUUCCAUCUCAUCCAUCACUGAAGGUUUGUGUCGACCACUGAAAGUACGGGUCGAACAGAGCUUAAUAUCAGACAAUACAAGUGCCGUCAAAACCGGUCCAUCGGUUUACUAUCGGAUCAAAAACAUAAUUAGCUUUUAUUUGCAUACUUUGACGCAGACAUCGCUUCUCAUACCGGAGUCGCCAUUCAUUUAUACGCUGAAAGAGUUGCAGACAUUGAGUGAUAAGAUAUUCUACAAUAGCCUUAACUUCUGUGUCGCGCGAAUCGGCAAAUCGCAGGUCAGCGACGUUGAAGUGCCCGCCAAUGAUCUAAAGCCCACCCAAUCGGUGACACACAUUGUCUCUGUCCUCAAAGACGUGCUCUUCUGUCAGAACUCGUGUCUCUCCGCCGACGAAGAGAGGGAACAAGAAGUGCAACAAAUCCUGUCCACAGUUAUCGAGCCGUUGAUCCACUCGUGCAUUAUCUCCGCCUCUAAACUGACGCCAAUAGAAAUGGCGGUCUUUCUCUUCAAUUGUCUCUUUACUAUCAAUGAAACGCUCGCUAACUAUCGCUUCACCGAUCGGUUCAAAGACAUGAUAGCGCUUCAGACGGACGGACACAUCGAGACUCUGGUCAACGAACAGAUCUCACAUAUAAUCUCUUAUUUGGGAUUAAGUUCUCUGCAAAACGCCAUUCAACAGAAGGAUGAGAUUACGAUCCCUUUCUCACAACUUUCCGGUUGCGAUCCACUGGCCAUCAGAUCCGCAAUGAAGGAUGAGAUUACGAUCCCUUUCUCACAACUUUCCGGUUGCGAUCCACUGGCCAUCAGAUCCGCAAUGCUAAAAAUGGAUACUUUUAUCUCUGGGCCCACAGAUCUGGCACUCCAUCAGAGCUCGUAUUUGAUUGCUUCAAACGCUAAGGAUAUCGUAUGGAAGCACUCUUUGGCAUCGAUUUGCACAAUAUAUGAGCAAAUGUAUGAAUCGGUCAACAAUACGGUCAACAAUUAUGUGGAUCCCAACACUUUGAUGAACUAUAAACCGGAACAAAUUAAAAUGCUUCUGCUGUGAGUGCCACCAAAGUGUCAUCGCUUUAUAUAGU
Medioppia subpectinata is the source of this 1345-nucleotide messenger RNA. Lineage: Eukaryota; Metazoa; Arthropoda; Arachnida; Sarcoptiformes; Oppiidae. The record is from the annotation of a GenBank genome assembly.